Molecule: messenger RNA, 1471 nt
Organism: Oncorhynchus kisutch (coho salmon)
Lineage: Eukaryota; Metazoa; Chordata; Actinopteri; Salmoniformes; Salmonidae
Product: C-X-C motif chemokine 13-like
Exons: 4
Coding region: 50-385 (111 amino acids)
Biological process (GO): immune response; defense response; chemotaxis
Cellular component (GO): extracellular region
Molecular function (GO): chemokine activity
Source: RefSeq, a predicted model, not a curated record
CAUUCAGUUUCAGUAGACACCAGCCGACCACAGCCAACACAGACUCAAGAUGCCUUUCAAGCCACACUACCUGUUGGUGUCCCUGACUCUCUGCUGGUUCGUGGCUCUUCAAGCAUUCCCCAUGAACGGCUGUGCUGCAUGUCAGAAGUGUCGCUGCAUCCGGACGUCCUCUGCUUUCAUCUCUCCUAGGCUGUUCCACAGGAUAGAGAUCCUACCUCCAGGUGCCCACUGUCGUCAAACAGAGAUCAUCGUUACCAAGAAGGACAAAGCCACCGUCUGUGUGACUCCAGAUGCAAGAUGGAUCAACAAAGUCAUUGUCAAGUUACAAAGGAAGAGAGAAAAAAGGGAAACAGGAAACCAAACCUUUAUUACUCCCUUCAGGUGACCUGUCCUCACCUCCUGACCUCAACCCCUCCUUCAUCUAAUCCACAGAUGUCCAUCUGUCUCCCCUGUAUCAACACAUCGCUGUCCUCACCUCCUGACCUCAACCCCUCCUUCACCUAAUCCACAGAUGUCCAUCUGUCUCCCCUGUUUCACACUUUGCUCUCCUCUCGUCCCCCAACACAUUCCACAGCUAUCUGUCUUUCUACAGAGACCCAGUCUCUUUUACUCCUUAAUAUACUAUGUGUCUAAUCUGUCAUGUCUUUAAUAUCUCAAUGUUCAAACUGUCGAAUCCAACAAGUCCCUCGUCUUGAACAACAGCAUCCUAAUGUUCAAUUCAUAUAAACUUGGAAAUUACUAAUAAAUGUAUAAACAAUGAUAAUAAAACAUGAAUAAAAACUAACAAAUGAUUAGAAAACAUGAAUUAAACAAACACAUGAACAAACAACGAACAGACAGUCACCGUGAGGUGUACAGAUUCAGAGACUUAUGGCCUCUGAAUGUUGAUCACACAACAAAAUGCCAUUCCAGCUGAAUCUGCUGUCUCCUUCAAUGGCAGCUGGAGCAGCUUUUAGUCUCUCCACUUUCCCCUUCUGGUUAUAAAUAGAACAUAACAGUAUUAACAAUGUGAUAAGCGAUGCAUAAUUAUAUAUGCAUAAAAACCAAAGUCUGAGACCAUGACAAGUCCCACUCUCUCUUCACCUGACUCUAUGCCUCCAGGAUACUUUCCUGCCAGACUAUAAAGCUUCCUCAUGCUUACGCCCAGUCUUCCCCUUUAGGCCCCAGGUUCCGAGAGGUGUUCCCCAGUCUUCCCCUUUAGGCCCCAGGUUCCGAGAGGUGUUCCCCAGUCUUCCCCUUUAGGACCCAGGUUCCAAGAGGUGUUCCCCAGUCUUCCCCUUUAGGACCCAGGUUCCGAGAGGUGUUCCCAAGUCUUGUCACUUUCUCUCAUCUCCUCCAUUUCACCUGAUUGGCACGUCACCUGAUAUGCAAGGGCGUUGUCACGCCCUGGUCAAAGUAUUUUGUGUUUAUCUUUAUGUAUUUGGUCAGGCCAGGGUGUGGCAUGGGGUUUUUGUAAUUGUGGUGUGUUUAU